AUGCAGAAUACACUCCUGGUGAUCCAGGUGGAGACAGUUAGAGAGCUCCUCCUCCAUCUGGAAUGUCACAAGUCCAUGGGACCAAACAGGCUCCACCCUCGGGUACUGAGGGAGCUGGCGGGGGUGAUUGCUGAGCUGCUCUCAGCCAUCUACCAGCACUCAUGGUUAUCUGGAGAGAUCCCAGAAGAUUGGAGGCUCACCGAUGUGACUUCCAUCUACAAGAAGGGCUAUUACAGAACAGGUCCUUGUUUCACACAAGUUAAUAACCAGAUGUGUCAAGGCCAGCUAACCGGAAUAGUUUGCACGAAAACCCUCUGUUGUGCAACGAUCGGGCGUGCAUGGGGUCACCCCUGUGAAAUGUGCCCUGCUCAGCCUCAGCCAUGUCGUCGUGGUUUCAUCCCUAACAUUCGCACUGGAGCAUGUCAAGAUGUUGAUGAAUGUCAGGCUAUCCCUGGAGUCUGCCAAGGAGGAAACUGCAUUAAUACAGUAGGUUCCUAUGAGUGCAAAUGUCCUGCUGGUCACAGGCAGAAUGAGGCAACUCAAAAAUGUGAUGAUAUUAAUGAAUGCAGCAUCAUCCCAGGAGUCUGUGAAGGUGGUGAAUGUUCUAACACAGUGGGAAGUUAUUUCUGCCUCUGCCCCCGGGGAUAUGUCUCAUCUACAGAUGGCUCCCGCUGUAUCGAUCAGAGGACAAGUACAUGUUUCUCCAACUUAGUGAAUGGCCGCUGUGCCCAGGAACUUCCUGGUAGGUUCACCAAAAGGCAGUGCUGCUGUGAGUCUGGCCGGUGCUGGGCCAUUGGAUCUGUUCCAGAGAUGUGUCCUGUUAGAGGAUCUGAUGAACACCGCAGGCUUUGUGUGGAUGGUGUGCCUGCUGGAGGUGGUUCCAGAGGUGGUGGUGGGACUGGAGGAAAUGGAUUCCUUCCAGGUGGCAAUGGCAAUGGCUACAGCCCAGGAGGAGCAGGAUUCAUUCCCAUCCCUGGAAAUAAUGGUUUCUCCCCAGGUGUAGGUGGAGCAGGGGUAGGAACAGGUGGUCAGACCUCCACUGGAAACGGCCCAAUAAUAACAGGGCUAACAAUACUCAAUCAGACAAUAGACAUCUGUAAGCACCAUCCCAACCUUUGUUUAAAUGGACGUUGUAUACCAACCAUCUCUAGUUACCGUUGUGAGUGCAAUAUGGGGUAUAAGCAGGAUGCAAACGGUGAUUGUAUUGAUGUUGAUGAAUGCACGUCCAACCCAUGCUCUAAUGGAGAUUGUGUCAACACACCUGGUUCAUAUUACUGCAAGUGCCAUGCGGGUUUCCAGAGAACUCCUACCAAGCAAGCUUGCAUUGAUAUAGACGAGUGCAUCCAGAAUGGUGUCCUUUGUAAAAACGGCCGGUGUGUAAACACUGAUGGAAGUUUUCAGUGUAUUUGCAAUGCUGGAUUUGAACUGACUACAGAUGGAAAAAACUGUGUGGACCAUGAUGAGUGUACAACUACAAACAUGUGUUUAAAUGGGAUGUGCAUAAAUGAGGAUGGGAGUUUUAAAUGCAUCUGCAAACCAGGAUUUGUUCUGUCUCCAAAUGGGCGCUACUGUACUGACAUUGAUGAAUGUCAGACAUCGGGAAUUUGCAUGAAUGGUCAUUGUAUAAAUACUGAAGGAUCCUUUCGAUGUGAAUGUCCACCUGGCUUAGCUGUUGGAGUUGAUGGUCGUGUGUGUGUAGAUACUCAUAUGCGUAGCACAUGCUAUGGAGGUAUCAAAAAAGGAGCAUGCAUUCGUCCUUUCCCUGGUGCUGUGACAAAAUCUGAAUGUUGCUGUGCCAAUCCUGACUAUGGUUUUGGAGAGCCAUGUCACCCCUGCCCUGCUAAAAACUCAGCGGAGUUUCAUGGCCUGUGUAGCAGUGGAAUAGGUAUUACUGUGGAUGGACGAGACAGACAGGAAGACAGGCAGACAAAGAAAAAAAGAAAGGAGGAAAAAAAACAGAUAUACCAGACUUUCUUGGCAAAACAAUCCACAGCAGCACUGAUACUCCUUAUUUUUUAUUUUUUUUUCCCAGAAGCACAUUACUGUCCUAACAGUGUUUUUACUUUCUGGAUUAUAGAUAUAAAUGAAUGUGAAAGCAGCCCGUGUGUCAAUGGCGCCUGCAGAAACAAUCUUGGAUCUUUCAGUUGUGAAUGUUCACCAGGCAGCAAGCUGGACUCUACAGGACUGAUCUGCAUCGAUAGCCUGAAGGGGACUUGCUGGCUUAAUAUCCAGGACAGUCGCUGUGAAGUCAACAUCAACGGUGCUACACUGAAAUCUGAAUGCUGUGCUACUUUAGGAGCAGCUUGGGGCAGCCCAUGUGAGCGGUGUGAAUUAGACACAGCUUGUUCAAGAGGAUUUGCCAGAGUUAAAGGUGUUACCUGUGAAGAUGUAAAUGAGUGUGAUGUUUUUCCUGGAGUUUGUCCCAAUGGACGAUGUGUUAACAGUAGAGGCUCAUUUCACUGUGAAUGCCCAGAAGGACUGACGCUGGAUGGAACAGGACGAGUGUGUUUGGAUAUUCGCACGGAGCAGUGUUACCUGAAAUGGGAUGAAGAUGAAUGCAUUCAGUCUGUACCUGGCAAAUUUCGUAUGGAUGCCUGCUGUUGUGCUGUGGGUGCUGCCUGGGGCUCUGACUGUGAGGAGUGUCCAAAGCCUGGUACAAAGGAAUAUGAGGCUCUGUGCCCCAGAGGUCCUGGUUUUUCCAACAGAGGAGAUAUUCUAACUGGCAGACCAUUUUAUAAAGAUAUUAAUGAGUGCAAGGUAUUCCCUGGUAUGUGCAUGAAUGGUAAAUGCAGGAAUACAAUCGGAAGUUUCAAAUGUAGGUGUAACAAUGGGUUUGCUUUAGAUAUGGAGGAAAGAAAUUGUACAGAUAUUGAUGAGUGCCGGAUCUCUCCAGACUUAUGUGGAAGUGGUACCUGUGUUAAUACUCCUGGAAGCUUUGAGUGUGAGUGCUUUGAUGGUUAUGAAAGUGGGUUCAUGAUGAUGAAGAACUGUAUGGAUAUUGAUGAAUGUGAACGAAACCCUCUGCUAUGUAGAGGUGGCAUGUGUGUGAACACAGAAGGGAGUUUUCAGUGUGACUGUCCUGUGGGACAUGAGCUGUCACCAUCACGUGAGGAAUGCAUUGAUGUAAAUGAAUGCUCGCUAAGUGACAAUCUCUGCAGAAAUGGCAACUGUGUGAACAUGGUUGGAACAUACCAGUGUUCCUGUAACUCUGGAUACCAAGCCACAGCUGACAGACAAGGCUGCGUAGAUAUUGAUGAGUGUAUGAUAAUGAAUGGUGGCUGUGAUACCCACUGCACCAACUCAGAAGGAAGCUACGAAUGUAGCUGCAGUGAUGGCUAUGCUCUAAUGCCAGAUGUCAGGACAUGUGCAGAUAUUGACGAAUGUGAAAACAAUCCAGAUAUAUGUGAUGGAGGGCAAUGUACUAACAUUCCAGGAGAGUAUCGCUGUCUCUGUUAUGAUGGAUUUAUGGCUUCUAUGGACAUGAAAACUUGUAUUGAUGUGAAUGAAUGUGAUUUGAAUUCCAACAUUUGUAUGUUUGGGGAGUGUGAGAACACUAAAGGUUCCUUCAUUUGUCACUGCCAGCUAGGAUAUUCAGUCAAGAAAGGAACCACUGGUUGCACAGAUGUGGAUGAGUGUGAAAUUGGUGCUCACAACUGUGACAUGCAUGCCUCAUGUGUCAAUGUACCAGGAAGUUUCAAAUGUACUUGCAGAGAGGGAUGGUUUGGAAAUGGCAUUAAAUGUAUUGAUCUUGAUGAAUGUUCUAACGGAACACACCAGUGCAGUGUGAAUGCUCAGUGUGUGAACACCCCAGGGUCAUACCGCUGUGCCUGUGCUGAGGGAUUCACAGGGGAUGGAUUUACUUGCUCUGAUGUUGAUGAGUGUGCAGAAAAUAUUAAUCUGUGUGAAAAUGGACAGUGUUUGAAUGUCCCUGGUGCAUAUCGUUGUGAGUGUGAGAUGGGAUUCACUCCUGCCUCAGACAGCAAGUCAUGCCAAGAUAUCGAUGAAUGCUCCUUCCAGAAUAUAUGUGUAUUUGGUACCUGUAAUAAUCUACCAGGAAUGUUUCAUUGCAUCUGUGAUGAUGGCUAUGAACUAGAUAGAACAGGCGGAAACUGUACAGAUAUUGAUGAAUGUGCUGAUCCCAUUAACUGCGUUAAUGGUCUUUGUGUAAAUACUCCUGGGAGGUACGAAUGUAACUGUCCUCCAGAUUUCCAGCUGAAUCCUACUGGAGUGGGUUGUGUGGAUAAUCGUGUUGGCAAUUGCUAUCUGAAGUAUGGACCACGAGGGGAUGGAAGCCUAUCCUGCAAUACUGAAAUUGGAGUUGGAGUCAGUCGUUCCUCGUGCUGCUGCUCUCUGGGAAAGGCUUGGGGAAACCCCUGUGAAACAUGUCCCCCCAUAAAUAGCACGGAAUACAAUACUCUUUGUCCAGGAGGAGAAGGAUUCAGACCAAAUCCCAUCACUAUUAUUUUAGAAGACAUUGACGAAUGUCAGGAGCUGCCAGGUCUCUGCCAAGGCGGAAAUUGCAUCAAUACUUUCGGCAGCUUCCAGUGUGAAUGUCCAAAAGGCUACUACCUCAGUGAAGAGACAAGAAUCUGUGAAGAUAUUGACGAGUGUGUUGCACAUCCUGGUGUCUGUGGUCCUGGCACCUGCUACAAUACUCUGGGAAACUACACCUGCAUUUGCCCUCCUGAAUAUAUGCAAGUCAAUGGAGGACAUAACUGUAUGGACAUGAGGAAAAGCUUUUGCUACAGAAGUUAUAAUGGAACCACCUGUGAGAAUGAGCUGCCCUUCAAUGUAACCAAAAGAAUGUGCUGCUGCACAUACAAUGUUGGGAAAGCCUGGAACAAACCUUGUGAACCAUGUCCAACUCCAGGAACAGCUGAAUUCAAGAACAUAUGUGGCAAUAUUCCUGGCUUUACUUUUGACAUUCAUACUGGAAAAGCUGUUGACAUCGAUGAAUGUAAAGAAAUCCCAGGAAUCUGCGCAAAUGGUGUUUGCAUCAAUCAGAUUGGCAGCUUCCGCUGUGAAUGCCCAACUGGAUUCAGCUACAAUGACCUGCUCUUGGUCUGUGAAGAUAUUGAUGAGUGCAGUAAUGGAGACAAUCUCUGUCAGAGGAACGCAGACUGUAUCAACAGUCCUGGUAGUUACCGCUGUGAAUGUGCUGCUGGUUUUAAACUUUCACCUAACGGUGCCUGUGUUGAUCGCAAUGAAUGUCUGGAAAUUCCUAAUGUUUGCAGUCAUGGUUUGUGUGUGGACAUGCAAGGAAGUUACCAGUGCAUAUGUCACAAUGGUUUUAAGGCAUCUCAAGACCAGACUAUGUGCAUGGAUGUUGAUGAAUGUGAACGCCAUCCAUGUGGAAAUGGAACGUGUAAAAACACCGUUGGAUCAUUUAACUGUCUGUGUUAUCCAGGAUUUGAAUUAACUCAUAAUAAUGAUUGUAUGGAUAUUGAUGAGUGCAGUUCCUUCUUUGGUCAGGUGUGCAGAAAUGGCCGGUGUUUCAAUGAAAUUGGUUCCUUCAAAUGUUUAUGUAAUGAAGGAUAUGAACUUACUGUAGAUGGCAAGAAUUGCAUUGAUACUAAUGAGUGUGUGGCACUGCCUGGUUCAUGCUCCCCUGGUACCUGUCAAAAUUUGGAAGGAUCAUUCAGAUGCAUCUGUCCCCCAGGAUAUGAAGUGAAGAGUGAAAGUUGUAUUGAUAUUAAUGAGUGCAAUGAGGAUCCCAACAUCUGUCUCUUUGGCUCUUGUACAAACACUCCAGGAGGUUUCCAGUGCAUUUGUCCUACAGGUUUUGUUCUGUCUGAUAAUGGACGGAGAUGUUUUGAUACCCGGCAGAGCUUCUGUUUCACUAAUUUUGAGAAUGGGAAGUGCUCUGUCCCAAAGGCUUUCAACACCACAAAGGCAAAGUGUUGCUGCAGUAAAAUGCCAGGAGAAGGAUGGGGUGAUCCUUGUGAGCUUUGUCCAAAGGAAGAAGAAGUUGCUUUUCAGGACCUCUGCCCAUAUGGUCAUGGGACUAUUCCUGGAAUUGAUGAUACACGUGAAGAUGUUAAUGAAUGCCUUGAAAGCCCAGGGAUUUGCUCUAAUGGUCACUGCAUCAACACAGAUGGAUCCUUCCGCUGCGAGUGCCCAAUGGGAUACAACUUAGAUUUCACUGGAGUACAAUGUAUCGAUACUGAUGAAUGUUCAAUUGGCAACCCGUGUGGAAAUGGUACAUGCACUAAUGUGAUUGGCAGUUUUGAAUGCAACUGUCAUGAAGGAUUUGAGCCAGGCCCAAUGAUGAAUUGUGAAGAUAUAAAUGAGUGUGCUCAGAACCCCUUGCUGUGUGCUUUUCGAUGUAUCAAUACUUACGGGUUUUAUGAAUGCACCUGUCCAGUUGGCUAUGAACUGAGAGAAGACCAAAAGAUGUGCAAAGAUCUAGAUGAAUGUGCUGAAGGUCUCCAUGACUGUGAAUCAAGAGGCAUGAUGUGCAAAAAUUUGAUUGGUACUUUCAUGUGCAUUUGUCCUCCUGGAAUGACCCGGAGACCCGAUGGAGAAGGCUGUACAGACGAAAAUGAAUGCCGUACCAAGCCAGGUAUCUGUGAGAACGGUCGUUGCAUGAAUGUUAUUGGGAGCUACCGAUGUGAAUGUAAUGAAGGAUUCUUGUCAAGCCCGUCAGGCAUCGAGUGUCUUGAUAACCGCCAAGGCUUUUGUUUUGCUGAAGUUCUACAGACAAUGUGUCAGAUGGCCUCAAGCAGCCGGAAUCUUGUCACUAAAUCUGAGUGCUGCUGUGAUGGAGGCCGGGGCUGGGGUAACCAGUGUGAGCUCUGCCCACUUCCUGGAACCACCCAAUACAAGAAACUCUGUCCACAUGGACCAGGAUAUACUACAGAUGGAAGAGAUAUUGAUGAAUGUAAAGUCAUGCCAAACCUUUGUAGACAUGGACAAUGUAUCAACACUAUGGGCUCAUUCCGCUGCUUUUGCAAAGUUGGCUAUACAACUGACAUAAGCAGCACAUCUUGUGUGGAUCUGGAUGAAUGCUCGCAGUCUCCUAAACCGUGCAAUUUUAUCUGCAAGAAUUCAGAAGGGAGCUAUCAGUGCUCAUGUCCUCGAGGCUACAUCCUUCAAGAAGAUGGAAAGACGUGUAAAGAUCUUGAUGAAUGUCAAACUAAACAACACAAUUGUCAGUUUCUCUGUGUCAACACCCUUGGAGGCUUCACAUGCAAAUGUCCACCUGGUUUUACUCAACACCACACAGCUUGUAUUGACAACAAUGAAUGUGGUUCUCAGCCAUCACUCUGUGGAUCGAAAGGAAUUUGCCAGAACACUCCAGGAAGUUUUACCUGUGAAUGCCAAAGGGGAUUUUCUCUAGAUUCUACUGGAUUAAACUGUGAAGAUGUGGACGAAUGUGAUGGAAAUCAUAGAUGCCAGCAUGGCUGUCAAAACAUCCUAGGUGGAUACAGAUGUGGAUGCCCACAAGGGUAUAUUCAGCAUUACCAAUGGAAUCAGUGUGUUGAUGAAAAUGAGUGUUCCAAUCCUAACACAUGUGGCUCUGCUUCUUGCUACAACACACUUGGAAGUUUCAAGUGUGCCUGCCCUUCAGGAUUUUCUUACGACCAGUUCUCCAGUGCAUGCCAUGAUGUUAAUGAAUGUUCUUCUGCCAAGAACCCCUGCAAUUAUGGUUGUUCCAACACUGAAGGUGGUUAUCUUUGUGGCUGUCCACCAGGCUACUACAGAGUUGGACAAGGCCACUGUGUCUCAGGGAUGGGAUUUAACAAAGGCCAGUACCUGCCAGUGGACGGAGAUGCUGAUGAAGAAAAUGCUUUAUCCCCUGAUGCCUGUUAUGAAUGCAAAAUUAAUGGCUAUCCAAAAAAAGACAACAGAAAGAAGAGAAGUCUUAAUGAAACCAUUGAGGAGGUUAGCUUGGAAAGCCUGGACAUGGAUAGUCCUUUGAAGAUGAGAGUCAACAUUUCAAGGCUUGACAGCAAGGAGCACAUCCUACAACUCAUGCCAGCCAUUGAGCCUCUUACCAACCAUGUGCGCUACAUCAUCUCACAUGGCAACGACGACGGCAUUUUUCGAAUCCAUCAGAGGGAUGGACUCAGUUAUUUGCACACAGCUAAGAAAAAGUCAGUGCCUGGAACAUACACACUGGAAAUCACUAGCAUUCCUCUAUAUAAGAAAAAGGAGCUAAGGAAACUGGAAGACAGCAAUGAGGACAACUACCUCCUUGGAGAGCUUGGGGAAGCUCUCAGAAUGAGGCUGUGGCUAGAACUCUACUAGCCAUCUUCCAGACUGAGUCCAGUUCUUCAUUCACUUCUGUUUGUCUAUUUACCCACCUGAACAUAUCUGCUUUUCAUAGGUUUUAGAACAGUCACUGACUUUUGGGGGAUGAAGGGAGAAGGGAAGACUUCUCUCUAUUCUAUGGAGACUGCAGAACCACCCUUGCAAGAGGGGCAACUUGUGGCAAUCAUGAUUACUGUAUCUUUUAUAUAACCUCAAUUUAAAAGUAUAUUAAAAAGCUAAAGUUUGAGAGAUCAUCAUAUGGCACUAAAUGGCACAAAAAAAAUGUGAGCUAUUUUUUUCCUGUUAGCAGUCUGUAACACUUCGGGUAUUUUGCUAUAGUUCCUAAUUAAAAAAUAUAGAUGUUUAUUUAUUUUUAAUGCAGUAAUAUAUGGAGAAAAUAACAAAUUAUGUAAACAAAAAGGGAAACGUGCUUGUUUUUCCUUAGAUUUAUAAAUUUGAGCUAUAACAUUUUAGUGGUACUUUCUUAAAAAAAAAAAAGAUUUGAAAAAUGUUUCCUUUUGUAUUUGUGCCAGUCAUUCAAAUAGUAUAUAAGUAAUUUUAAAAUUUAUCAAAGCCGAAAGAGCACUGUGAUACAUCUUCCAGCUAUUCUAAAGUGCUCUUGCAAAACUUUGAGUCUUCAAAGGAAAAAAAGACUUAAAGGAACAUGAAUUGCAAUACUAGUCUCAGCAGAGAUCAUAUUUCACAGUAGGUUAAUAGGAUUGUAUCUCUGAAUCAACCACAUCAGAUAAAGUAAGAGGCACAACCACUGUAGCAAAAUACCUUGACUGCUUUUAAUACCAUUAGAAUGCAGAACCAAACUGUACUGUACUUCCUUCCAAUAACCUCAAGGAACCACACAUGCUAACACACCUCAUUCUCACAGAAGGUGCUCUACAUACUUGCAUUACUGUAGGCAGCUGAAGAAAACAUCACUCUGAAAGGGACACAUGAUGUUUCAUACUGUUUGGUGCUGGCUUGAGUUAAUGGUGCAUUUACUAAAAACUGAGAGCUGUAUCAGGACUGCCAUAUGUGCAAAUUAUUUAUGCAGUGCAGACAAGGAAAAUGUGUAUUUGAAAUCCAUUUGUUAGAAGUUUCAUUAAUACUGUAGUUAUACACCGUACGCCUCAUUUUAUCAUAGCUUAUUUUGUAAGAACGAUGUGUGUACAAUGAGUUGACAUUUAGUUUACUUUAGUAAUUUUUUUAAAAAAUGUUGUACCAUUAUGUGUUAAGUGUAUGUCUCUAUGGUGCUUUUUUUUACAGCUGGUGCUUGUAACCAGCUGUGUAACAGAAUCUCAUAUGUGAAAAAAGCCAAAGCACACGCUGACUCUAGGAUUGUUUCAGUCACAUAUCGGUGCUGACCAAAGAUUACUAUCAAGUUAUACUCAGUGGUUUUUCUUUUCUUUUGUUCUUUAUGGGGAUUUUUGAAAAAAAAAUAAAAAAAAAAAAAAGUAACAUUUUUAUUAAAAUGUUUGUAAGAAAAAAAAAGUUUUGUUUGUAGGUUUGUAUGACACUUUUCUUGCAAUAAAGCUUAUUUUCGGGUAGUUU
This is a messenger RNA of Meleagris gallopavo (turkey), 9798 nucleotides long. NCBI's taxonomy places the organism in Eukaryota, Metazoa, Chordata, Aves, Galliformes, Phasianidae. The record is from RefSeq and is a predicted model, not a curated record.